Molecule: messenger RNA, 2056 nt
Organism: Botrytis byssoidea
Lineage: Eukaryota; Fungi; Ascomycota; Leotiomycetes; Helotiales; Sclerotiniaceae
Exons: 2
Coding region: 282-1319 (345 amino acids)
Biological process (GO): cellular response to oxidative stress; cell redox homeostasis
Cellular component (GO): cytoplasm
Molecular function (GO): thioredoxin peroxidase activity
Source: RefSeq, a predicted model, not a curated record
CUUUUCUCUCUUCACUCUUUCCUAUCCAUCUCUCCUUUUUCUUACUUCAAAAGUAUCAUACAUAUCAUAUCACCUUUCUAUUCUUAUCAUUACCUACUCAAUUAUAAAGUGAAUUGUAUUUCAUCGAACCACUUCCUCAUCCAUCCAUCUCAGAUAAGAUCUCCCUCUUUAUCGCAAACCAACAAUCGCGACAAUCAACCUCGUCAAUAAUAACAACAACAACAACAACAACAACAACAACAACCUUCAAUUUUCAAUAUCUUCAAACACAAUACACAAUUAUGCCUGUUACCUUAAGAAAACGUCCCGCUCCAGCUGAGCCACCAGCUCCAGCUCCUGCUGCGAAAAAGAAGUCAGCUGUCGCAAAAUCCGUCGCAAAAGUUAAAGAAACCGUCAAGAAAGCUGCUGAACCAAAGGCUACCAAAGCUACCAAAGCUGCUCCUGUAUCAAAGACAAAUGGAUCUAAAGCAAAGACUGAAACUAAAGUCGAAGCUCCAGCUCCCUUGCCUCAAGUUAAAGCUUCUAAAGCUUCAGCUGCCACUCCAGCUCCAGCUCCAGCUCCAGCUGCAUCAACAAAAGCUGUAGUUGGUGAAACCAUCGAUCUUAAAGGAUUCGGUGGAGAGAUUGAAACGAAUGAAGGUGAAAAGACUACACUUGAGAAACUUGUUUCCGAGAGUAAGAAUGGUGUUGUUAUUUUUACUUAUCCUAAAGCUUCUACUCCAGGAUGCACAACCCAAGUCUGCGCUUUCCGCGACUCUCAUCCUACCCUCCUCUUAACCGGCUACACCGUCUAUGGUCUUUCAAAAGAUUCUCCCAAGUCCAACACCACCUUUAAAACCAAUCAAAAACUUCCUUAUACACUUCUUUGCGACACAAAGUCUUCACUCAUCUCUGCAAUUGGCUUGAAAAAUGCAAAGGGUACCACUAGAGGUGUGUUUGUCAUUGACAAAUCUGGAAAGGUGUUGGCUGCACAGGCUGGAAGUCCUAAGGGUACACUUGAGGUUGUAGAAGGAUUGAUUGGUGUUGAGAAAGAAGAAGUUGAGAAGGAAGAAGCUGCAAUCGAAGGAGAAAAAGAAACUGAAAAGGAAAAUGAGAAUGAAACUGCAGAAGAUGCAAAAGAGGAAGUUUCGCCAACCUCAGAGGAAAAACAACCCGAGGAACCAAUAAUCCCAGAAACAAAUGGUACCAACGGGAUCAACUCAUCUGCAUCAAAGGAAGAUGUAGCCAAAGCAGAAGUUGCAGCCGAUGUAGCCGAUACAGCUGAAAAACUUGACGGCAAAGAUUCCGAAGUUAAAGCUGCUGAGACUUCAACAGCUUGAGUAGAGAGGUCUUUAUUUGAGUUUGAUUUUCAGGAUGAAUGCGUGGUUGAUGAAUUCAUUCAUCUGCAUUGCUACUACUUGCAUUAACUCCUGUUCAUUCACUGCAUGCCUGCAUGUAUGCAUACAUUUUCUUCUCAUUUGAUCUUCGGAUUCUGAUUUUGAUUUUUGAUGGGCAUCAAAGGAAAGCGAGGUAUGGCAAUGAAUGGAUGGAUUGCCAAAAAGCAUGGAAUCGUUUUGAUUUGAUUCAGUUGAUCUAUCUUAUUUGCUUGUUGAAUUGGAUUUUAAGGAUACUUAUUCCAAUACAUAUUCAUAGCUCCUUCCACUUUCAAUUCCUACAUACUCUUUUCAAAAACUUAGCCAACGGAAGGAAAGAAGUAGGAAAGGGAAAGAUACUCAUGUUCCUCUUUUGAUUCUAUUCAAUUCGAUUCAAAUUUUCUUAUGGUAUGUAUGGGCAGGUGCUAUGGAGUGAGUUUGGGGUUUUCCUCUCUUUCAUUUUUGUUAUGGGGAAUGCGGGAUAGGGUGCAAAUAAGACAGACAUUAAAUACAAUACAAUAUGAUAUGAUAUGGAGGAUACUGGAUAUGAAAGAUGGGUAUGGUUUUAUAAAAUCGGAUUGCAUAGGAUAGUAUGGCUUCGGAUAUGAUAUGAUAUCUGAAUUCUAGGUUCUAUUCUAUUCUAUUUUAUUCAAUUUACUUUUAUGGAUAGGGUUUAUGUGUGUGUGUGUGUGUGUAUCUGAUGG